AUGAGUCAUCUUCACAACGGCUUACCUGAUGAUCCAAGCUAUUCAAUUUCUUCAAACAUUGAACACAAUAAACCGGUCGCACAUCUGACAACGGAAUCGAAUGAAUGCAAUACCGAUCAAAAUCGACCUUCGAAUAAUUCACUCUUGUUCGGUGAAGUGAUGCCAAUAUCGUCGUCGUCGUCGUCGUCAACUGCUGGAAGAACAACUGCAGCUAUCAUGCUAUCAUUAACCUAUCCUGGCGUUGAUGUCGUCCUGUAUGAAGUCCUCAACAAAUAA
Adineta ricciae is the source of this 276-nucleotide messenger RNA. The record is from the annotation of a GenBank genome assembly. NCBI's taxonomy places the organism in Eukaryota, Metazoa, Rotifera, Eurotatoria, Adinetida, Adinetidae.